Rhea pennata is the source of this 1308-nucleotide messenger RNA. It is a transcript of the gene CENATAC, whose product is annotated as centrosomal AT-AC splicing factor. The transcript has 11 exons. The coding region runs from base 20 to 1003 and encodes 327 amino acids. NCBI's taxonomy places the organism in Eukaryota, Metazoa, Chordata, Aves, Rheiformes, Rheidae. The record is from RefSeq and is a predicted model, not a curated record.
GGGCGGCGCCGCCGCCGCCAUGGCGCCGCACUACUGCGGCGUGUGCCGCCGCACGUCCUUCGCCGGGCGGCGGCACCUGUACAGCGCCGCGCACCGGCAGCGCCUGCGGGAGGCGCUGGGCCGGCUGCAGGCCAAGGUGGAGGCGGCGCGGGCGGCGAUCGGCGGCGCGGCGGUGCGGCGCUGCGAGGCGGCGGAGCCCGAGCGGCGCGUGUGGUGCCUGUGCUGCGGGCGCGACGUGCCGCGGGACGGGCGGCGCGGCGGGCUGGCGCUGCCGCACGCCGCGCUGCUCCAGCACCUGGCCGGGCCCGAGCACCGCCGCGAGACGGCGCGCUUCUGGCGGGAGAACCGCGCCGAGGCGGCGCUGCGGCAGCGCUUCCUGGUGUCGGCCGAGGACUACAGGCGGUUCACCGAGUCGCUGGCGCGGGCCCUGGCCGCCUACGAGGAGCGGGAGGAGGAGCGCGUCCGCGAGAUGGCGGCCCGCAUCCGCGAGGCGGAGCGCCGGCGGCAGGAGGCGCUGCAGGCCGCCCUGGAGACAGAGCCGCAGCCACAGCUUUGUGCCGGACCUGCUCUCCACAACUCCACGACAGGACACAGAGGGGACAUCUCUCAUGAUGCAGAGCAGCCUGGCCCAAGUGGAAUGCAGCAAGCACCUGAUUUGAAUUGGAUGGAACCAGGCCAUGCUUUGACUUUUAUUGGCCACCAGGAAACAGAAGGGAGAGGAAAUAUUCACACAGGAGCAAGACCUCCCUGGCUAAUACAGGAAGAGGAGGAGGCUGGAAAUCAACAACAAAUUGGACCAUCAUAUGAGGAAUUUCUCAAACAAAAGGAAAAGCAGAAGCUGAAAAAGCUCCCGGCAGAUCGUGUCGGUGCCAACUUUGACCAUACCUCCCAGACAGGCGACAGCUGGCUUCCUUCCUUUGGGCGGGUUUGGAACCAUGGCAGGAGGUGGCAGUCCAGGCAUCAAUUUAGAGCUGAAUUGGGGGAAAAGAAGAAAAAAAGGUGAUCAGAAAAAGAGCAUAGAUGAGACCAAACUCAGACCCUUGUGAAAAGGCAGACUGGAGGUAGCUGCAGUUGUAUCACUGCUGCUGCUGCCAGGUUUGGCUCUGUGUAUCCGUCUAGUUGUCUUCAGUUCCACGGAGGGCAGGCUGACGAAAGGAUAAUCCUAUGGGCUGAGCAGCUUUUGCGGAGUAGCCUUCAGCAAGAGAUGUUGCAGUAGAUUUGUUUCCCCUGUAAUGGGCAUGUAAUAUGCAUCCAGGCACUGCUUUUUAAGUCAUAAAUUACACAAAGGUAAAACCUGCCAGCAAGGAA